AUGCGGCUCUCUCCAAUCUACGCGCUAUCAUGGGCUCUUCAGGCCUCAGCUACCAUUCUGCAGAAUGGUCAGGUCCGAGAAGAUCCAUACCCUGGCCAGGCUAAGGCUAUUUCGUUGGAUGAUGGCUCUUGGCGAACAUAUCAGCCGGAUGCGUCGGAGAUCGCGUACAAGGGAAGAUGGGAUAGUAAAUAUGUUUCUUGUGAGCCAUCCCGUGCUGAUUACAUCAUUUGGGUCUUACUUCCGGGUAUCAAACUUGGGUUUACGGGCGAGCAGCUUGCUUCACAAACUGGGGCUAUGGAUAAGUUCAUCGAUCCAUCAUCGAGGUGUCUACUGACCUUUCGCACAGUUCAAUUGGCUGGUGUCUCGGUCGCUUCGGAUUCGCAGCUUGUCACGGUCCCUCAAUACAACAAGACUGUGGAAAUCAUCGGUGAUUCCUUCGCAUCGGGACAAUAUGGUACUUACGAAGGACUUUCCUCAUGGGCAUACAACUACGCCGCUGGGUUAGGCGACGUCGAAUACUCGAUCACCGCAUACCCCGGUAUCUGCUUGACGGAUGAACAAUGCUACGCGGACAAGGCGCGCGGGAUGACACACCAAUGGUUCUACGCCUCCGAUGCAGGUGUGCGUGCGAAUGCCACCUACGGAAACCAACCCGAGAAGUGGGAUUUCAGUGCCCAUCGAGCGGCAGAUCUCGUCAUCAUUGACCUGGGUACCAACGACCACCGAGCCGUAAAUGACAUUCCCGGCUCGACCUUCUAUGACAGCUACGUCGAGCUCGUGACCAGCGUGCAUGAAACAUGGCCAGACGCGCAGAUAGUUAUCAUGUCCCUUUGGGGCAACUUCACCCGGUCAGGCGACACCUACGUCCAAUCCCCCUUCUACGUCUCUGAGAUCCAGCGCGUGGCCGAGCAUUUCCAGGACGACGGAUUCGUGUAUUACUUCGACACCAAGGGCGUCCUCCAGCACAACGACAUCGACCCUCAAGAGCACCCGACCGACGUCGGCCACAUCAAAGUCGCCAGCCACUUGAUGCAAUGGACCAAGCUCAAACUCGGAUGGGAAUUUGGAGCCACAGGACCCGAAGUCCAGCACGACACGCUGUACUGGAACAACGAGGAUAGUUAUCGGCGAUCCUUCACCGGCAGCUACUGA
This is a messenger RNA of Aspergillus niger, 1152 nucleotides long. RefSeq lists its product as uncharacterized. The transcript has 8 exons. The record is from RefSeq and is a predicted model, not a curated record. Gene Ontology annotation, molecular function: carboxylic ester hydrolase activity. NCBI's taxonomy places the organism in Eukaryota, Fungi, Ascomycota, Eurotiomycetes, Eurotiales, Aspergillaceae. Bases 1 to 1152 code for a protein of 383 amino acids.